This is a messenger RNA of Mercurialis annua (annual mercury), 1042 nucleotides long. Its product is annotated as cyclin-dependent kinases regulatory subunit 1-like. The transcript has 3 exons. Gene Ontology annotation, molecular function: histone binding; ubiquitin binding; protein kinase binding. Bases 163 to 570 code for a protein of 135 amino acids. Gene Ontology annotation, biological process: regulation of mitotic cell cycle. The record is from RefSeq and is a predicted model, not a curated record. Gene Ontology annotation, cellular component: cyclin-dependent protein kinase holoenzyme complex; SCF ubiquitin ligase complex. Lineage: Eukaryota; Viridiplantae; Streptophyta; Magnoliopsida; Malpighiales; Euphorbiaceae.
GUUUUUUGCUCACUUAUCUUUUUGUUGUCUUGAUUUUCUUGUUUUUUCAUAUUUAUCAAACGAGUCUCAUUCCUUGUAAUCUUCUAAUAACUAACUAGAUCGUUUUGUUUCGUCACGAAAAUCAAUCUCCCAAGUAGAAUUCUAAUUCUAGUGAGCCAUUCAAUGGGCCAGAUCAAGUACUCUGAGAAAUACUUCGACAAUACUUUUGAAUAUAGGCAUGUCAUACUUCCUCCUAAAAUAGCACAACGUCUCCCUAAUAAUCGUCUUCUCUCUGAAAAUGAAUGGCGUGCCGUUGGAGUUCAGCAGAGCCAUGGCUGGGUUCACUAUGCGAUUCAUCGCCCUGAGCCACAUAUCUUGCUCUUAAGGAGGCCAUUAAACCACCAGCAACAUGAGAAUCAAGAUGAGCAAAAUAUUCUACAUUGCGGCAUUUCAUUUCUAAUUCCAGAAAUGCUUCUGAAAUUUCAAAAUUUUAAAUUUAUAGUCCAUUCUUGUAAACAAAAAUUGUUUUGCUGUUUUCCGUUUCAGCAUCUCCGUUUUGUUGUUUCCGUUUCCGUACAACACAGCCCAUAAGAUAAAACACUAAUAAAAGGCACAUUUUUUUUAGCACUUCCAGAGUUUUAAAUUUCUAAUACAUUCAAAUAUUUGAUUUAGAUGUAGAAAAUUCUUUUGUCAUCUGAGUAUCAUUUGUACUGAUGAUUUUACCAUAUACAGACCAUGCAUGCAGUAUUUGCAGUUUAUGAAAUUUAAGAAGGAUCAUCAAAUAAUGGUUUUUCUAGGAACAUUAAUGCUGCAUAAGUUAGUCUCAAUUGUCGAAUGGUAGGUCGGAAUGUGGUUGAAGCUUCCGAUGGACGGACGUCGAACAAAAUUGCUUUCUUGUUUUUUUUUUUUGGUGAAAGUUGGGGAAGGAAAUUGUUUAGGUCUUUUCCUUCAUGUAAAGGAAAUGGUUCUACUUUUGGCAAUAUCAUGUACAUAAUAUUUACAUUUAUCUACCUGUUUAGGCUAAGAAAUUGUUUUUGUAGAAGGAAAUUGGAGUAGAAUCAUA